Messenger RNA from Rotaria sp. Silwood2, 2769 nucleotides. The record is from the annotation of a GenBank genome assembly. NCBI's taxonomy places the organism in Eukaryota, Metazoa, Rotifera, Eurotatoria, Philodinida, Philodinidae.
AUGUGUCUCUCNCCAUCGGCAAGUCCAUGGGCAUCACCUGUUAUAUUAGCACCGAAAAAAGACGGUAGUCUACGUUUUUGUGUCGACUACCGUAAAUUAAAUGGAGUAACAAUUCGUGAUGCAUAUCCAAUUCCAAGAAUAGAUGAUACACUAGAUUCAUUACAAGAAGCGAAAUUUGUAUCAACACUUGAUUUACGAUCCGGAUACUGGCAAGUAGAAAUGGACAAAAAUUCCAGAGAAAAAACUGCAUUUGUAACACAUAAAGGUCUCUUUGAAUUCAAUGUUAUGCCAUUCGGUUUAACGAACGCCCCAGCAACUUUUCAGCGACUAAUGGAUAUAGUAUUAGCUGGUCUUAAAUGGCAGUGCUGCCUCGUAUACAUCGAUGAUGUGGUAAUAUUUUCACCAACAUUUGAACAACAUAUUUUAGAUUUAGAAAAAGUUUUUCAAGCUCUUCGAUCGGCAAAUCUCACUUUGAAAGCAUCAAAAUGUCAAUUUUGCCGUCGAGAAAUGCGUUACUUGGGACAUAUUAUUACACAAAAUGGCAUUAAACCGGACCCAGAUCUAAUAAAAUCGGUAACAAAUUUUCCACAACCGAAAAAGAUCAAAGAUGUGCAAUCAUUCCUUGGAUUAACCGGUUACUAUCGUCGAUUCAUCAAAGAUUAUUCAAAAAUUGCUGAACCACUGCAACAGCAACUACGAAAUUCUCAAAAAGGCAAUCAUCAUUUAAAUUGGUCGAGAGGAUGUACUGACGCAUUUGAAACAUUAAAAACACGAUUAACAAACGCUCCAAUAAUGAACACACCAAAUUUUGAACAACCAUUUAUACUGGAACUCGACGCGUGUGAAUAUGGCGUGGGAGCAGUAUUAACACAAGAAUACGACGAAAACAAAUAUGUGAUAGCGUAUGCCAGUCGAACUUUAUCAACAGCUGAAAGAAAAUAUGGAGCAACAGAACGUGAAGCAUUAGCUAUUGUAUGGGCGACAAAACAUUUCCGUCCAUAUCUGGAAGGAAACAAAAUUUAUGUUCGAUCAGAUUGUAAAGCAUUAGAAUGGAUGCGAACGGCAAAAGAUGUAACAGGUCGAAUAGCCCGAUGGGCGAUGAAAUUAUCAGCUUAUCAAAUCGAAGAAAUCAGAUAUCGACCAGGAAAAUUAAAUGCGAAUGCCGAUUCAUUAUCACGUAAUCCAUUACCUGAUGAUAUUAUCAAUCAACACGAAGUGUCAACAAUAGAAACAGCUGUCAAUCUGUGGCAGAAUACAAACAUUUUGAAUGACAUAAAAGAAGAACAACAAGCCGAUCCAAAAUUAAAACAAAUUAUCAAUUUUUUAGAAAUAAAGCCAACAACAGAUUCUAGUGAUAAACGCAAUCCACAUAUUCUUGUGAAUGGAUUAUUAUACAAGGUAAAAAAUUCAAACAAACAUUACAAUCAACGAAUCAUUGGUGAGAAGCAUUUACUGGUCAUUCCAAAAACAAUGCAAAACAAAUUAUUAGAAUGGGCCCAUGAUCAUCCAACAGCUGGACAUGGUGGUCAACAAAAGACGUUAUUUAGAUUAACAACAAAAGUAUAUUGGGAAUCAAUGAAAAAAGACAUAUUUAAUUAUAUUUCUGCAUGUCAAUCAUGUCAACAAUUUAAAUACAAUAAUGCUCCAACAGCAAGUCCGAUGCAAUUACACUCAGUGAAUGAACCAUGGCAUACAAUCGGGAUGGACAUUAUGGGUCCACUACCGACCACUGCAAGGCAGAAACGAUUUCUUCUCGUUAUUGUCGACUAUUUUACUCGAUGGAUCGAAUUAUUUCCAUUGAAAUCGAUUACAUCAAUUGACAUAACGAACAUUCUCACGAAUGAAAUAUUUUCAAGAUAUGGAUUGCCAAAACACAUUGUAUCGGACAAUGGUCCACAAUUUAUCUCAAAUUUAUUUAAAAAUUUCUGUGAUGCAUUAGGAAUAAAACAAAAUUUAACAGCAAAUUAUCACCCUCAAAGCAACAUGACGGAACGUGUGAACAGAACAUUAAAACCAUUAAUUGCGAUAUACGCUCAACAACAGCCCAACUCAUGGGAUAGAGAAAUUCAAAAAUUAGCGUAUGCAAUACGAACAGCCGUCAACGAAACAACAGGUGAAACCCCAGCUUUCAUGAUGUUCGGGCGAGACCCGAGAGGUCCACUUGAUUUACUGGUCGGUGAAAGAACAGAAGAAGCACGAAUAACCACAAAUGAGCAUGUACAAAUUCAAGAAUACAAAAAAAAUUUAAUUAAUAAUUUACGAUAUACAUACAACAUCGUCAAAGAACAUGCAGAAAUAGAGAAAUUAAAACAAAAAGCUAAAUACGAUCGACAUACUACCGACAGACGAUAUACCGAAGGUGAUCUGGUAUGGGUAGCUAUUCCAACAGGACAAAUUGGUGAAAAUUCAAUAGCAGGAAAAUUACAACCUCAUUAUCAAGGUCCGUGCCGUCUGAUCAAACAAUUAACACCGAGCACGUUCACAGUUCUUCGAAUCAAUGAUAACGUACAACUUGGUGCAACAAACACGGAUCGUCUCAAACCGUACUUCGAACCAAAUACAAACAAUCGAAAUACGACGGCUACCGAGAACGAUCAAACAAUCAACGAAAGACAAAGAACAACAACAAACAACGAUGAUGGCUCGAUGGAUGAUGAUUUAAAUUUACAAAAGGUAAAAGAAAACAAUCCAUCAACGUGUUAUGCACCGCCACAACGUCGAGUGUCAAAUCGUCACCACAGGGUGCCGAUAAGAUACAUUGAAAAUUAA